Molecule: messenger RNA, 1200 nt
Organism: Opisthorchis viverrini
Lineage: Eukaryota; Metazoa; Platyhelminthes; Trematoda; Opisthorchiida; Opisthorchiidae
Exons: 6
Coding region: 1-1113 (370 amino acids)
Biological process (GO): transcription initiation at RNA polymerase II promoter; transcription preinitiation complex assembly
Cellular component (GO): transcription preinitiation complex; nucleus
Molecular function (GO): RNA polymerase II general transcription initiation factor activity; TBP-class protein binding
Source: RefSeq, a predicted model, not a curated record
AUGGAGAAGGCUUUUGCUACGGGAAACAGCCGGGCCCUUUAUCAACUGAUACGAUCGACUGGCCCUAGGAAAGCAACAGUCAGCGAAACGAUAAAUGGAAAAGAUGGCUCAUCAAUUCACUCGCAAAGACGUCGACUGGAUAGAUGGGCCGAACACCUCGAAGAGCAUUUCAGAUGGCCUCAUACAACACAACCAGUGGAGCUUGAAUGCAAGUAUCACCCCUAUGCAGUGCUAAUCGAGGAUUCGCAUGCUGGGGAUAUGGUUUGUUCAAUGUGCGGUCUCGUGGUGGCUGAUCGUGUGAUUGAUGUCGGAUCCGAGUGGCGGACCUUUUCUAACGAUGCGAAUGCUAAGGAUAUGUGCCGUGUUGGGUCAAGCGAAAACCCGCUUCUUAGUGGCAGCGAUCUAUCCACAAUGAUCAGUGGGCCAUCCUUUUCAGACUCCAGACAAGUAGAUGAUCAGGGCAAAGCACUUUACAAAAGUCGCCGGCAUUUAUCCUCUGCAGAUCGAGUCCUAACGGGUGCAUUUCGUGAAAUUGGCCAAAUGGCCGAACAUCUUAACCUUCCCAAAAGCAUAUCUGAUCAUGCCAACUUACUAUUCAAGCAAGUAUACGAGACGAAAAAUCUCCGCGGGCGUAGCAAUGAUGCAGUAUCAACAGCUUGCUUAUAUAUGGCUUGCCGCCAGGAGGGCGUUCCUCGAACUUUCAAAGAGGUUUGUGCCGUCUCUCGCGUAUCCAAAAAAGAAAUUGGCAAGGUAUUCAAAAAGAUUUUGAAGAUUCUGGAGACAAAUGUCCAAUCCGUAACUGUGGAGGACUUCAUGUCUCGAUUCUGUGGCAACUUGAAUUUGAACAUUGCUGUCCAACGAGUUGCUAACGUUGUGGCCAGGCGUGCUCUCAAUCUAAAUUUGGUUGCUGGCCGCAGUCCCGUAUCGGUUGCAGCCGCGGCAAUCUACAUGGCCGCUUGCGCUCUGGGGUAUCAGAAGGAAAAACGAGAAAUUGGAGAGGUUGCUGGAUGUGCAGAAGCGACCAUCACAUGUGCAUAUCGAGCCAUGCAUGCGCGCGCCAGUGAGCUGUUUCCCGAGGACGUUCGCUUGUCGAUUCGGCCGCUCCCCUUGUGACGAUCUCCCUGAACUAUUUUCUGAUAUGUGUAUAUCGGUUUAUUGGACCCUAUAGAAUUCAUUUGCCGCAAUAAAUCCUGAAAUCAC